AUGAUCAACGAGUUCCACAACCGGAACUUCGAGUGUGCCGCCUUCGUACCUAGCCCUGCAGUUAUAGGUUACGAGAAUAUUACCCUCGCCAACAGAGCCUGCUCCACCGUCGGUGCCGUUCCUGGCGAGCCGUUCGUCAACGGUGACAGAUACAUCAACUCCCAGUACAAGUACUUCAACUCUCACAAGUGGCGCAACAUCGGAAUUCUCAUCGCUUUCAUCAUCGCCCUCCACACCUUGUACUUCGUUGCCACCGAAUACAUUGCCGCGAAGAAGUCCAAGGGAGAGGUUCUUGUCUUCCGUCGUGGUGUCGCUGCCCCGGUCAGGGGCAAGGACGACCCCGAAUCCUCUCUCUCUGGACCCGCUACCAUCGUCGAGAAGGGCGGACAAGGUGCCUCCGCCAAUGAGGGUGCGAUCCAAGGCUCCACCAGUGUCUUCCACUGGGGUAACGUGUGCUACGAUGUCAAGAUCAAGACCGAAACCCGCAGGAUUCUGGACCAUGUGGAUGGCUGGGUCAAACCUGGAACUCUUACGGCUUUGAUGGGUGUCUCUGGAGCUGGCAAAACUACCUUGCUUGAUUGCCUGGCAGAUCGUGUCUCCAUGGGAGUGAUUACCGGAGAGAUGCUGGUUGAUGGAAAGAUCCGUGACCAGUCCUUCCAACGCCGUACUGGCUACGUUCAACAACAGGACCUGCAUCUCGAGACCAGCACUGUUCGUGAGGCAUUGGAGUUCAGUGCUCUUUUGCGCCAGCCAGCCACCACCCCUCGCGCUGAGAAACUGGCAUACGUCGACGAAGUCAUCAAGCUUUUGGACAUGCAGGACUACGCUGACGCCGUUGUGGGUGUCCUCGGCGAGGGAUUGAACGUCGAACAGCGCAAGCGACUUACCAUUGGUGUGGAACUGGCUGCUAAACCCCCCUUGCUUCUUUUCGUCGAUGAACCUACCUCUGGUUUGGAUUCGCAAACGUCAUGGGCUAUCCUGGAUCUGCUUGAGAAGCUCUCAAAGGCCGGCCAGUCUAUUCUUUGCACUAUUCACCAACCGUCUGCCAUGUUGUUCCAACGCUUCGACCGUCUGCUGUUCCUGGCAAAGGGUGGCAGAACCGUAUACUUUGGCGACAUCGGCGAGAACUCCCACACCCUUACAUCCUACUUCGAGAGGAACGGUGCCCCUGCCUGCCCUCCUGGUGAGAACCCGGCCGAAUGGAUGCUUUCUGCUAUUGGCGCUGCCCCCGGAUCACAUACCGAUGUCGAUUGGCACCAGGCAUGGAAGUCUAGUCCCGAGUAUGAGGCUGUUCAAGAGGAACUUGGCCGCCUCAAGACUCAAAGCCCGCCCCAAGAGCACUUGUCCGCCGAAGAAGAGAAGUUGGCACACCGCGAAUUCGCCGCCCCGUUGUGGGAUCAAUUCCUGAUUGUCACUCGCCGUGUCUACCAGCAGUACUGGCGUACUCCCUCUUACCUGUACGCCAAGUUCAUUCUCUGCUGCUCCGUUGCCCUCUUCAUCGGUCUGGUAUUCCUCAACGCACCUCUCAGUAUCCAGGGCUUGCAGAACCAGAUGUUCGCUAUCUUCAACAUUCUUUCCAUCUUCGGUCAGCUCGUGCAACAACAGAUGCCGCACUUCGUCACCCAACGAUCUCUUUACGAAGUCCGUGAAAGACCUUCCAAGACUUACAGCUGGAAGGUGUUCAUGAUGUCGCAAAUUGUUACUGAGAUCCCGUGGAACUCUCUCAUGUCCGUCUUCAUGUUCAUCUGCGUCUACUACCCCGUCGGUCUCUACGAGAACGGUGACCCAAGCCAGAAGAGUGAGCGCGCUGGUCUCAUGUGGCUCCUGUUCUGGCAGUUCAUGAUCUUCACCUGCACUUUCGCCCAUGCCUGCAUCGCCAUCACGGACACUGCUGAGAUGGGUGGUAACCUCGCCAACGUCCUGUUCAUGAUGUGUCUGCUGUUCUGCGGUGUCUUGGCCAGCCCUGACGCCAUGCCCGGCUUCUGGAUCUUCAUGUACAGGGUGUCCCCGUUCACCUACCUAUUGUCAUCAAUUCUCUCAACAGGUCUGGCAAACUCCAAGGUGACGUGCUCGACGAACGAGUACAUCCACUUCGACCCGCCAAACAACCAGACUUGCGAGACUUACAUGGAAGGGUACAUUGGUUCCAUGGGAGGCUAUAUCAAGGACCCAUCUGCCACGGCUGACUGCCAAUUCUGCUCUAUCGCCGACACCAAUGUCUUCCUCAAGGGUAUCAGCUCCAACUUCGACAACAGAUGGCGCGAUUUUGGUAUCGGCAUGGUGUACAUUGUCGUCAACAUUGUCGCUGCUUUGGGUCUCUACUGGCUGGUCCGCAUGCCCAAGGGCAAGAAGAAGGCCUAA
Molecule: messenger RNA, 2361 nt
Organism: Colletotrichum lupini
Lineage: Eukaryota; Fungi; Ascomycota; Sordariomycetes; Glomerellales; Glomerellaceae
Product: multidrug resistance protein CDR1
Exons: 1
Coding region: 1-2361 (786 amino acids)
Biological process (GO): transmembrane transport
Cellular component (GO): membrane
Molecular function (GO): ATP binding; ATP hydrolysis activity; ABC-type transporter activity
Source: RefSeq, a predicted model, not a curated record